AUGACAGAAACUUUCUUCAAAACUUUGAGCUCCUUGGUAGGCUUUGUAAUGACGAUGAUUGGUGUGCGUGUGCUGGGCAGGCAUCAUCAAGUUGACUGGAGGUCGCAGCGUUUUUCACAUAUGCUGUCAGGAAACAAAGACUUGUCAUAUAAAACAAAAACGUGGUCUGUGAAAGGGGAAGUAAGAGCUUACCGCCAGUUCAAGAUAGUCAAGAUAAAAGACAUGUCGACCAGUGUACCAGGCACGCAUGCUAUGUCCCUGGCUGGUAUCGAGUUAUAUGGAGUACUCAGUGUGCCAUAUUUGGACUAG
Molecule: messenger RNA, 309 nt
Organism: Porites lobata
Lineage: Eukaryota; Metazoa; Cnidaria; Anthozoa; Scleractinia; Poritidae
Source: the annotation of a GenBank genome assembly